AUGCAUUUCCAGCUUCUCUCCUCCGCCGUUCUCCUUGGAGCCUUGUCGACUGCGUCGGCUGAGUCCAAGUUCAACCCUCUCGAGCACCUCACCGGCAUCGCCCCCUAUUACUACCCCAAACACCCUCCUCUGGACGGAGCAGCACCGCAAGGAUGCAACGUGACGCGUGCCGCGUACCUUGUGCGACACGCUGCUAUUUACGCCAAUGACUUCGACUACGAGUCCUACCUCGAGCCGUUCAUCGACAAGCUGCGAAACACCUCCCAGGACUGGUCGUCGGUCGGCGGGCUGCAGUUCCUGAGUAACUGGUCCGCCCCCGUGGAUGAGGAGCAUCUGGAGAAGAUCACUCGUGUCGGAUACCAGGAGGCCACUUCGCUGGGCUCGACCUUGCGCAAACGCUACUCGGGACUCAAGGCGCCGGAGAAGGUCUGGUCGUCCAGUGCCGACCGUACGGUCCGCAGUGCCAACGGUUUCAUUGCUGGAUAUACCAACAACAAGAACGGCAGCGUGCAUCUCCAGCAGGUCGAAGAGAGCGAGGAUACGGGUGCCGACUCGUUGACGCCGUACAAGAGCUGCCCGGCGUAUAGUGGAUCAUAUGGAAGCGAUCAGUCCCAGGAAUGGGUCGAUCGCUACACGAAGCCCAUCAUCGAGCGCCUCAACUCCCAAGCCUCGACCUUCAACUUCACCGUCUCCGACGUCGUCGCCAUGUUCGAGCUGUGCGGCUACGAGACCGUCAUCCGCGGAUCGUCGGGCUUCUGCUCACAGAAUCUCUUCUCGCAGGACGACUGGCUGGCCUUCGAAUACGGCGAGGACGUGCGAUACUUCCACAACGCCGGCUACGGUCGUGACGUGACGCCGCGCAUCGGAUACCCCUGGGUGAAAGCCAGCGCCGACCUGCUGGACGACUCGGCGUCCAAGCAGGAUCUGUACGUGUCGUUCACUCACCGCGAGAUGCCGCCCAUGGUGAUCACCGCGUUGGGCCUGUACAACAACAGCGCUUUCUCGGGCGCCAACAACAUCAACGGCACUAUGCCGACCGACCGCAUCAACUACAACCGUGCGUGGGUCAGCAGUCGCAUCCUGCCGUUCUUGACCAACAUUGCCAUCGAGAGAAUGCAGUGUGACAGCUUCGGCUACGACGAGGGCGACUACUAUCGCGUGCUAGUCAACGCUGGCCCUCAGCCGCUGGUUGAGUGUCGUGACGGGCCAGGUGACAGCUGCUCCGAUGGUAAAUUCAAAGACUUCGUGAAGGAGCUGGGCGGACUGUAUGGAGGUGACUUCGAUUCGUUCUGCGGUACCAGCAGCAACAUCUCGCAGAGGUUGAGCAUUUACGAAUAA
Messenger RNA from Aspergillus steynii IBT 23096, 1338 nucleotides. Its product is annotated as putative histidine acid phosphatase. Gene Ontology annotation, cellular component: fungal-type cell wall. The record is from RefSeq and is a predicted model, not a curated record. Bases 1 to 1338 code for a protein of 445 amino acids. Gene Ontology annotation, molecular function: acid phosphatase activity. NCBI's taxonomy places the organism in Eukaryota, Fungi, Ascomycota, Eurotiomycetes, Eurotiales, Aspergillaceae. The transcript has 2 exons.